This is a messenger RNA of Magallana angulata, 2222 nucleotides long. RefSeq lists its product as uncharacterized. Gene Ontology annotation, biological process: protein ubiquitination. The record is from RefSeq and is a predicted model, not a curated record. Gene Ontology annotation, molecular function: metal ion binding; ubiquitin-protein transferase activity. The transcript is spliced from 15 exons. Gene Ontology annotation, cellular component: cytoplasm. Bases 244 to 2073 code for a protein of 609 amino acids. NCBI's taxonomy places the organism in Eukaryota, Metazoa, Mollusca, Bivalvia, Ostreida, Ostreidae.
AAUCAUCGCAUAGACAAGGAAGACGAUGGUUUUAAAAAUUUUUGAUUCUAAAAUAGCUCUCAAAAAUGGAUUUAUAAACGUUUAAAAUUAUUUCCUAGUAAAUCGUACAAGUAACUCUGUUGCUUGUUAAAUUUUAAAAGCCGAGACCAAUCUCGUUAUUUUUGAUAUAAAGUCAUUUAGACUUAAAAGUAAGUCGUAGAUUUUAAAAAAAAAUGAUAGAUUCCGUAAAAUAGAGGCAACAUUAUGUCAUUCUUUCAGGUUCCAAUUACUAUGGCAGAGCGAAUAGAAACGUCCAACAUUCUCUGGCAGGAACAGGCAGAAGUUGAAGCCCGAAAAAAUCGCGAUUUGCGUUGUCAACAUGGCAGUGGUCCAUCUAAUAUCUUCAUUUUGGAUAUAUCUUCAAGUAUUGGGGAUGAAGGUGUUCGGCAAAUGAAGGAGGCCUUUACUACUAUCAUUGAUGAGUAUUCAAAACAUCCAGACAUUGACGAGAACGUAGCAGUCAUAAUUUGUGGACGAGAAACCAAGUUUCUACGUUACUUUUCUAACCAAUAUGAAGAUAUCAAAAGUUGCCUAGAUGAUAUUGAGUUUGGAGGACCGUCACCUCUUACUGCAGCAUUCCUGUUAUCUCUUGGAGGUCUGCGUAAUGAUGCUAGUAACAUUUGCUGGAUGGCAAACUUUCACUUUCACCAAAGAUUAAUUCUUAUUUCUGAUGGAAGACCAACAGAUUUUACCAUUAUUUCUGCUGAUGACACUCCUGUAAUGGAAACGGAUGAGGCUAAAGGUCAUUUGCUACAAAUUACGGAAAAAAUAGGUAGAGUUCAUCCAAUAUUCUGUAUUCCGAUUGGAAGCAAUCCUAAUUUGACAAUAUUGGAAUUUAUCAGUGGGCAGUCAAAAGGAGGAAAAAUUAUUCGUUACCAUGAUGCAAUGCAAUUGGGAAAAUGUUCCUAUAAUCUGAGAGCUGCUUCUGUGAUGUUGCAAACGAUGAAAAAUGAUUGCCACGACAAAGAACGUAUUGUAACGUCGCUUGCCCUUCAUGUUCCUUACACUGCGUUCACUGAAAAAGACAAGGAAGACAUCUUUGAAAUGUGCACCAGAAAGACAUUAUUUUGUUCAUAUGUUGAGCAAAAAGUAGAGUCCGGCGAAGAAACAGACUUGUUAAUAGAAAGAAAUCCUAUAAUGCCUUGUUUAGGAUCAAGGGUUAGGCGUGGGCGGGACUGGAAGUGGGAUAAUCAGGACAAUAUGGGACCUGGUACAGUAAUAGGGCAUCAUAUAAAAGAUGGGUGGUUACACGUGGAAUGGGAUACAAGUGCGAUCAGUAGUUACAGGUAUGGAUAUUCCCGUGCAGAGUUGAAUAAAUAUGACGUCAGAGUGUGCCAUGAACCAAGAAUUUUGGAGAACGAAAUGAUUGCCACGGGCUGUCUUGUCACUAGAGGAACAGACUGGGAAUGGGACGACCAAGAUGGCGGUGCUGGAAAUAUUGGAUCGGUGAUUUCAGUUCAAAGCACCGGAAUUGUCUUCGUUCGUUGGCGAAAUGGCUUUAUAAGUCAAUAUAGAUUUGGAUGUCAUGGAAAAUUUGACCUUACGAUUUGUGAUCCAUUCUCAGAAGAGUCCAUCGAUUAUCUCAAAGAGCAAGUACGCAACGCUGCCCUUAAUUACCCAAACGGAGAUCAAGAAAGUUUCAGUGAGGGUGAUGCAUUGGGUUUACCUAGUAACAGACCAGCAAUAUCAGAAAAGGCACAAAGUGUUGAUACGUUAACUAAACCAAUAUUACACGUUGUCAAAGGAAAGUACUUUAAGAAUAGCGAGGGGGUUGACAAAAUAACACCAGAAAAUCGAAGAGGUAGACCAAUGAAUCAAUGGUUCUGGAAAGAUGACAAAGGGAAAUGGAAUCCAUAUUCGAUAGAAAUGAAUGACAGAAUAAACGAAUGUUACAAACGUGACCCAAAGUCAACUGUUGUUGUCACGGUCCAGGAUCAGUCUUACAGGGUUGUGAUGUCCAAGAGUUUGCAUAUUAACUUGACAACUAAGGAAGAGUCGGAGGUGAAAUUGGUGAAAAACGGAGCAAAUCUGUGACUUGUCAGAGAAGUGACAGUGGCCGUCAAGAGUGCUAUGAACGUCAAACCUGUUCUAUUCUAAUGUCAAAAAUCCUACACAGUUGUUCUUAUAUUGUGUUCCUAACAUUGGUCGACUUUGGUCGGUUGUGUUGUCAAAUAAAAGAGAGA